AACGACGUACUUUGGAACACGUUUUUCUGAUUUACCUAAACGUGCCAUCAUACAAUUUAAAACAGGGAGAAAUAAGGAGGAAUUCUCUUUGAUCGCUUGGUGAUGUAGUUUUGGUUUGUUACCAUGGUUACGACACGGAUUCUGAAUAAUGUGAUAAAUGUUCUAACCGUAUUAUUGUUUCAUUUUUUCUUGACGGAAGCAGGAAAGCCGACGGCAAGGAAUAAAUUUCGUUCCAGAGUGCGUCGAACAGGUACAUUCAGCAGUGGCGCUGGAUUCGUAGGAAGCGGAGGAUUGCACUUGGAACCAUGGGAAAUAGCCCUAAUCGUUGGCGGCGUUGGGUGUUGCGUUCUUAUAGUGCUUUGUAUGUGUUGCAAAACGAAGAAAAAGAAGGCCCAAGAACAACUGGAAUACAAAGCCGUCAGUGAGGGAGAAGAGAGUAUUCAACUCCAGGAUAGACCAGUCGCCUGCAAUGAAAGGAAAGACUCCUACCCAACAUCGCCGGGAUACCACAGUUUAAAACUUGGGGGUGUGGAGCAAGAGGAUGAGGAAACAACGUCAUGUACGCGGUUAUCAGGCUCAAAUGUCCCGGAUAAUAUGACGUCACUUCCGACCGAGUCACUACACCAGAAUGGCAGUGUAGUUAUCCAAGGCGUGAGUUCCGGCUAUACUACCGUGGAGUUUUCAAAACCACCAGAGGGGCAAACGAUCUCUGUAUCAACGGUUUCAUGCUCAGGGCCUUCAUUGGACGGAACUGCAGUAUCACCCAUAUCAAUACAGCCGCAUCUUGCAUCGCAAUCGAAUGACCUGCCACCGGAAGUAAAAACAGGCAACGGUCCCUAUGUUUUAGCAGACUCCGCUCAUCAAGGUACUCAGACGCCUGACGGCCAACCUCCGCUAUAUGCCGACGUUAUAAACGCGAUGAGGAACGAACCUUUAGUUCGACUUCGACGGAACUCACCUCCGAAAAUGUGA
Molecule: messenger RNA, 972 nt
Organism: Saccoglossus kowalevskii
Lineage: Eukaryota; Metazoa; Hemichordata; Enteropneusta; Harrimaniidae
Source: RefSeq, a predicted model, not a curated record